Molecule: messenger RNA, 1657 nt
Organism: Ectocarpus sp. CCAP 1310/34
Lineage: Eukaryota; Phaeophyceae; Ectocarpales; Ectocarpaceae
Source: the annotation of a GenBank genome assembly
GGCCAACCACCAUCACAACUCUCUCCGUCUGCCACAACAUACCUCUUCUCCGCCCUCUUCUCAUUCAAAAACUGGAAGACAAUGCAAGCUACCUGUAUCGCCCUGCUAUGUGCUGUCGUGGCGAUGAUCACGUGUCUCGAAGGGUUUAGCACGCGACCAAGCCUACACACCCACCGAGCGCCCACCACAGCGUCAAGAUCGUUGCAGGCGUCGCGAGUUGGCAGUCGCCGAAUCUCACAAACAAGAAUGUUCUUCGACUUCGGGAAGAAAGAGUCGAACGCUAGACCAAUGGCUGGGGGGACUGUCAAGGGGGGGAAGAAGACCAAGAUUGCUGAGGAGGUUACACCCGCUCAACGGCGGGCGCAGGAGAAGGCGACGGCGAUACGGGAGAGGAGUCGGAAAACAGCAACAAGAAAGAGCGAGGGAGUCUUCACUCCACCACAGUUCGAGGCCUUCAAGAAGGCACGGAAAGAAGUGCCCUCCGGCAAGGGGGACGCCUACUGGGAGAAGAUAGCUGCGAGGGUGCCGGGCCAGAACGCCGCGGCCUGCAAACGCGUGGCGGAGUCGAUGCUGUUCGAGGCCGCGGCGGGCACCAAGAGCAACUUCUUCGGCGGCUACAUCGAGACAAUAGAGACGCCGGACUACGUUGACCCGGAGGCGGACAUCAUGUUCAAGAUCAACAAGUUUUUCGGCCGCGGGAAGAAAUAGGAACCCACAUUAUUGAAGAACAAGGAAAUAAAAACACGCCCAAAUAGACGUUUCGAUUCGGCAGCGCCAGGAGGUAGCAAGGCGCCAUCUAGGAGCAACGUUCGCUUAGAGCCUUAUCUAGGCCAGCAGUAUUGUUUUGUUUCUGUGUGUUGGGGUAUUUUGCCAUCGCUUUUAACCGCGGGAAGAUACCGAUACAGGUUAGUUCUCUAAAGAGAAGGAUGCCCCGCUGUUUUGAUACACGCAUUUGUUAUCCAGGGACUCUCACGGCCUGUUAGUUUAUUACACGAGAGUAACGUGUAGCAGUUGAUGUAUAUUUGAUUGUGGCGUGUGAUUAUAAUGCCUUAGGGAUCAACAAAGGGGCCGUCCGUCGUGCGUAAAAGGGACAGCAACAUGUUGGUGCAAAGAAAGUAGAGUACCCUCACGCAGGGAAACGGGGACGUGUGGAGUGCAGCUGUCACGUUUAAGUUAUGUCGUUGUAGUCACCUCCCCCGCUGUUGGGAUUUGCCUCCCCCUUUUUACCAUCUUGGUAGUUUGUGGCUAUGUACGGUGACCACUGGAAAACAAAGAUAACAAUGUAGUGUGUGUUUGUUUGUCCCAUCUAUUCUGGCGCCGGUGUACAGGCCUCUCGGCUUAAAUACCUCACGUAUGAGCCGGGGGGUCAUAUAAGAGGAAAGUCACAAAUGAGACUUUUUCAAUUUUUUGUUUUGCAGUCGUGCAAUUUUACAACGACUCAAUUACAGGAUGUCCGACUAAAUACCUGUCCCUUGUGGAAAGCUUGUGGUGAACCAAUGGCCAUGGGCGGCUAUCAGCGAUUGGGUGUAGCGCAAGCGGCGCACAUCUAACCUCGAACAGGCGGCAAGAUAAUUGGUCGGACCAACCUUUGUUUUACCGCCCGCACGCCUGCAAUUACGUGCUGCCUUGCUCCAACCCGCCCCACUCGGGCAAGCUG